This is a messenger RNA of Laetiporus sulphureus 93-53, 1560 nucleotides long. Its product is annotated as TFIIH basal transcription factor complex subunit SSL1. The record is from RefSeq and is a predicted model, not a curated record. Gene Ontology annotation, cellular component: transcription factor TFIIH core complex; transcription factor TFIIH holo complex. The transcript is spliced from 7 exons. Gene Ontology annotation, molecular function: zinc ion binding. The coding region runs from base 112 to 1458 and encodes 448 amino acids. NCBI's taxonomy places the organism in Eukaryota, Fungi, Basidiomycota, Agaricomycetes, Polyporales, Laetiporaceae. Gene Ontology annotation, biological process: nucleotide-excision repair; regulation of transcription by RNA polymerase II; DNA-templated transcription.
CUGGCGGGCAGUACAGUCCGCUUGCAACACGCGCAAUAUUCUCACAUUCUUAGAGACACCGUUUAUUAACUCCUACUACUGCUGCCUGAUACACAUUAAAACCUGGAGAAGAUGCCACCUCGACGCAUUGUGAAUGACUACGAGUCCGACUCGGACGUCUCCAACUUUGGCGACUUUGAUGAGGGAGUGCGAGGUAAGGGAAAAGGAAAGGGUAAGGCGAUAGACAGACGGAAAAAAGACAAGGGGAAGGGGAAGGCAAAGGAGCAACCAUAUGCUUGGGAGGCGUCCUACACAAGAUCUUGGGAUACAGUGCAGGAGGAUGAGGCAGGUAGCUUGCAAGGCGCGGUGCAGGACCUCAUUGCGAGAGGAAGACGAAGGCGGUUACUCGCGCCAGCCGCCGCCAUACGCCGGACGAUUAUCCGCCACCUCGUUCUGUUGCUGGACCUGUCGUCGGCGAUGAUGGAUCGAGACAUGCGGCCGACGCGCUUCGACCUCAUGCUGCAGUAUGCGCGCGAGUUCAUCACGGAGUGGUUCGACCAGAACCCGCUCGGCCAGAUUGGUGUCGUGGGCAUGCGCGCAGGAUUUGGGGAGCGGAUAGGAGAGAUGUCCGGUAACCCGCAGGAUGUACUAAAAGCCCUCUCGGAGAGGCACAAACUAGAGCCAAACGGGGAGCCCAGUUUACAAAAUGCCAUAGAGAUGGCACGAGCCAGCAUGAGCCAUCUGCCCACGCACUCCUCGCGCGAGAUUCUCAUCAUUUUCGGCUCGCUCACGACAUGCGACCCGGGGAACAUCUUCGACACGCUCGACAACUGCAUCAAAGACCGCAUCCGCAUCUCGAUCGUCGCGCUCGCGGCCGAGAUGAAGAUCUGCCGCGAGCUCUGCGAGAAAACCGGCGGCCAGUUCGGCGUCGCGCUGAAUGAGGGACACUUCAAGGACCUUCUAUUCGAGCUCAUUCCGCCGCCGGCGCAGCGCGCGGUCGCGCGGACGCCAGGCGGCGCGCCGACGAACCCCGCCGCGGACCUGAUGAUGAUGGGGUUCCCGACGCGUCUGCCGGACACGUCCCCGCCGAGCCUGUGCGUAUGCCACUCGCGGAUGAAGAGCGAGGGCUUCCUGUGCCCACGCUGUUCCGCGAAAGUGUGCGACGUCCCGACGGACUGCGAUAUUUGCGGGCUCAUGAUCGUGAGCUCGCCGCACCUCGCGCGCAGCUAUCAUCAUCUCUUCCCUGUCAAGCCUUACCAGGCCGUAAUGUCUCCGGAUGAUGUGCCUGCCGAUAGUACGCGAUGCCAUGGCUGUUCAAUCAGUUUCAAGGAUGCAUCUGCGACAAUGGCUGGUGCAUCGAGUGAGGGCAUGAGCCCUAUGGGCCGCUACCGCUGCCCGGAGUGCCAAAACGACUUCUGCACAGACUGCGAUGUCUUUGUACACGACGUCGUCCACUGUUGUCCUGGUUGCGAGAAGUAGGUGCGCGACUGCGUGCUCCGGCGUUGUGCUUGAGGUCUCUGUAGCGGUGCACUCGCAUGCAAUAUAUCUUGCGCAUCGUAUGUGGUGCGAUUUGCGUCGGGC